AUGGUAUUGAGAAAAAUUUUGCAUUUGCCUAAUCUCAAACAGAUGACUGCCGAUAUUGCAGGCCCUUACCCCCAUCCCAAAAAAGAGUUGGGACAUGCAAUUAAUUACUUGACCGGAAACCAUGACUACGAUAUUCCUGAGAAAACCAAGAUGGACGAGCUGGCAACUCUGCGGGCUCGGCUGGAAACCAAGCCUUCGUUUAACCCCAAUUUGAAGUUUGAUCCAAAAAAGCAUUUCGUAUUCAAAGAUGAGUAUUAUGAAACAGUCAAGCAGUUCUCACUUUCAGAUCUCAACAUCAAAAAGACAAGAGUUAAACCAGUAUCUGAUUUUGCUGCAGCCUAUCCUUUCCCAUUGUUAUCUCCGGAAGCAGUUGAUAUGGUAUUAUGGGAAGCAGUUCGGCCAGACAUUGUCGAAAAGUAUGGCCGGCUUCCCAACCUUGCCAAGAGUGCUACCAGACUAGAUUUUCAUAUUGGCGGACACUGCAGCAGACAAGGUCCCUUCACUCAAGCCAUGCUGACGUCUCCAAUACUUUAUAAGAUAAUUGAGGGAUUUUGCAAGGUUAAGGUGAAAGCCCUAUUUAGUGCAGGACAUUUCAACUUUUCACUUGCUUCCAAUGAUCCAGAGGAAAUCUUGCGGACUGAAAAAAGCAAAGAUGAACAGUUCCGUAUUUACGAGGCGCAAAGCAAGGAAGGAGGAGAUGAAAUACCAUCCAGCUUGGGAUUACACUACGAUUCUUCAAGUUUUGCACUUGUCAUCAUGAUGGACAUGGGAGAUGAUGCAGUGGGAGGUGAAACCGGUAUUGUUACAGGGGAUGAUAAAUUUGUGCGGGUCCCAGAUCCAAAAGUUGGGUAUGCUACCUUGAUUCAAGGCAUGGUUUUGAAACACGUCGCUACUAAGCCCAUAUCGAAUUCAAACAGAAUUACAGCUGUUGGCGGAUACUGUGUUUCUGGGCCAGAGAUGCUUGAUAAUAUCUUGCUGACAAGUGUCAAACCGUCCAUUCUCCCACGAAACAAUUACGACGAGUUCUAUAAUGACUGGGCACAAUUCAGGCUUAAGAAUCUUGAAGAACAUAUUGGCUUCUAUCGCAAAAAGCUCAUGAAAGCAGCAGAUGAGGGUAAAACUUUCAAUCAGUUAUCCUUCAUCAAAAGAUGCAGGGAAAUGGAAAGAUAUUUGGUGAAAUGUUGGGAUGAGAUGGAGGCAUACAAUAACCCCCCAUUCCCCCCGGCGGAGUUUAGCACACCUUACAGUGAGCUUCCUGAUUUGGAAGAUCGUCCAAAAGUACUCUAUAUCCCUGCAAAUGAUUCUGUGCACGACGACCAAGCAUGGAAAAUUCUCAAUGAGAGAUUUGAGCUGAUCUAUUACGAUUGUAAAACAGAGCAGGAGUAUAUUGAAGAAGUUCAGAAGCCAAACGGUAGAUUUUCAGGGAUCAGAGCUAUUUGCCGACCAACUUGGCUGAAAGGAUAUCCAUAUGUAAACCACUUCCUGUUCCGCAAUGAGCCUGUCAAGCACUUGCCUGAUUCUGUUGAGAUUAUAGUCCAGUCUGGCCAUGGAUACGAUAUUGUCGAUCUUGAAUAUUUGACUUAUGCAGAAAAUUGUGUUUGGAAAGGUGAUUACUACGGUGCAGCUCCCUUAACAUACUGGGGAGAUAAUCCUAGUGGAAGAACACUCGGAAUUAUUGGCCUCGGAAGCAUUGCUAUCCGCGUCGCUCGAGCAUGCAAGGCAAUGGAUAUGAACGUUGUCUAUCAUAAUAGGUCUCAAAAGCCUGAUUAUGAGCUAGAAAUCGAAGGUUUGAAGUUCUAUCCAGAUUUGAACGAAAUGCUUGCAAUCACUGAUUGCAUAUUUAUCAGCUGUCCAUAUACUCCAGCUACUAAGCACUUAAUCAAUUUUGAUCGUUUCAAAUAUAUGAAAGACAAGGUCAGACUGGUUAAUAUCGCGCGCGGUCCGAUUGUUGAAGAAGCCGCAAUCAUUGAUGCUUUAGAAAGGGGCCAGCUUGUCGGUGCAGGGUUUGAUGUCCAUGAAUUUGAACCCAAGAUUCAUCCCAAGCUUCUUGCCGACUAUAGGGUCACUUUGCUUCCUCAUAUUGGAGUUGCUUCAAAGGAUAGCUUCAAGGCAUUUGAACGCAAAUGCGUGGAAAACUUGGUUGAAUAUUUUUACGGAAAUGGGAAACCGUCUGCGGUCAAUAAAGAGCUUUUAGAGGACAUCAAUUGA
Molecule: messenger RNA, 2208 nt
Organism: Ogataea philodendri
Lineage: Eukaryota; Fungi; Ascomycota; Pichiomycetes; Pichiales; Pichiaceae
Exons: 4
Coding region: 1-2208 (735 amino acids)
Cellular component (GO): cytosol
Molecular function (GO): hydroxypyruvate reductase [NAD(P)H] activity; NAD binding; glyoxylate reductase (NADPH) activity
Source: RefSeq, a predicted model, not a curated record